Messenger RNA from Symbiodinium sp. CCMP2456, 867 nucleotides. NCBI's taxonomy places the organism in Eukaryota, Dinophyceae, Suessiales, Symbiodiniaceae. The record is from the annotation of a GenBank genome assembly.
AUGACGGUGGAGCAGGGGCUCAAGCUGGUGGUCUCGGGCGGCAUCGUGGUGCCGCCGGCCGAGGCGCGACCGAGCCAGGACGACGCCCUGCAGCGGCUGCUGGCCGAGCAGGCCGAGGCGCGCUCGCUGCGUCCCGGGCUGCUGCAGCGCCUGCGCAACUACCUGCUGGCCGGCGUGCUGAUCACCGCGCCGAUGGGCAUCACCUUCUGGCUGGCCUGGCAGUUCAUCUCCUUCGUCGACGCGCGCGUCGCGCCGCUGCUGCCGGCGCCCUGGCAGCCCGACAGCUUCCUGCCCUUCGGCCUGCCGGGCCUGGGGCUGGCGAUCAUUCUGGUCGGCCUGACGGUGAUCGGCAUGUUCGCCGCCGGCUGGCUGGGGCGCUGGAUGAUGCGCACCAGCGAGUGGGUGCUGGGCCGCGUGCCGGUGGUGCGCAGCCUCUACGGCGCGGUCAAGCAGAUCCUCGAGACGGUGCUGGCCGCGCGCUCCGACGCCUUCCGCGACUGCGUGCUGAUCCAGUAUCCGCGCCCCGGGAGCUGGGCGAUCGGCUUCAUCACCGGCAAGACGGAGGGCCACGUGCAGGAGAUCACCGACGACUACGUGGUCAACGUCUUCCUGCCGACCACGCCGAAUCCGACCUCCGGCUUUCUGCUGUUCGUACCCUACGACGAGAUCACCGACCUCGACAUGUCGGUCGAGGAGGGGCUGAAGAUGGUGGUCUCCGGCGGCAUCGUCACGCCGCCCGACCGCCGCGCCGGCGACCGCGGCACCGCCAUCGGCCGCGAACUCUCCGACCCGCUGGGCAUGGUAGAGCAGCACGCGCAGGGCCUGGCCGCGCUCGCCUUGCAGCUCGGGGUCGCGCUGCAGGAUCAG